Molecule: messenger RNA, 2467 nt
Organism: Ricinus communis (castor bean)
Lineage: Eukaryota; Viridiplantae; Streptophyta; Magnoliopsida; Malpighiales; Euphorbiaceae
Product: polycomb group protein EMBRYONIC FLOWER 2
Exons: 22
Coding region: 250-2175 (641 amino acids)
Cellular component (GO): nucleus
Molecular function (GO): chromatin DNA binding
Source: RefSeq, a predicted model, not a curated record
GCCUUCUACAAAAAUCAAAUUGGCGUCUCCUGCUCUCCCUCAUUUCUUCUAUGGUUUUGUUAAUAUCAGAGUCUGUUUAGUGUCGUAUGGUUUCGUCGAUAGCUAAACCGAUAAAUUCUCCGCGUCUCAAUCAACAGAAAAAUUUGAACACAAGUUUCAGGUAUUGAUUAAGAGAAGCUGUAAUUCAAACAAAAUUAUCUUUUGUAGCUAUGGGAACCAUAUACACUACUUGACAUAGUGUAACGAAGAAUGCCGGGCAUCCCUUUAGUGGCUCGCGAAACUUCAUCAUAUACAAGAAACACGGAUCAAAUGUGCCGCGAAGAUGGUAGAUUGCAUUUAUCCGAAGAAGAAGAAAUGGCAGCUGAAGAGAGUCUUUCUGCUUAUUGCAAACCUGUUGAACUCUACAACAUCCUCCAGCGUCGCGCCAUUCGAAAUCCAUCAUUUCUCCAAAGAUGUUUGAACUACAAAAUACAGGCAAAGCACAAAAGGAGAAUACAAGUAACGAUUUCUCUCUUUGGGGCUCUGAAUGGAGGUGUACUUUCUCAUAGUCUGUUUCCUUUGUACAUUUUAUUGGCAAGAGCAGUUUCUGACUUUGGGGUUUCAGAGUAUUCUGCAGUAUAUCGCUUUCACCGAGCGUGUGUUUUGACAAACUUCGCUGGAGUUGAGGGGAGUGCUCAAGCUCAAGCAAAUUUUGUUCUACCUGAGAUUAAUAAGUUAGAUUUGGAGGCCAAAUCUGGCUCACUUGCUAUCGUGUUUGUUAGCUUUGCUGGAGCCCAAAGUUCUAUGCAUGAUGUUGAUUUAACCAAGGGUCAUUUGGAAAAUGUUGGAGGAUGCUGCCUAUUGGGCACUUUGCCGCUGGAAUCACUUUGUAUGUCAUGGGAGAAGUCGCCAAACUUGAGUUUGGGACAAAGAGUGGAGGUGACAUCACAGGUUGACAUGAAAUCAUGCUUCUUGAAGCUAAUCUGUUUGAAUGAGGACAAAUGUCUUUCAGUUCAAAUUCCAUGUAGUGUGGAAACUGUGAAUACAUCACAACACCUUCAAGUCAACAUUUCUGCAGAAGAGGUUGGGGCUAAAGAAAAAUCUCCAUAUCAAUCAUACACAUGCAGUGACAUGUCUUCUUCAUCUCUAUCUCAUAUUAUUAGGCUGAGGGCUGGAAAUGUAAUUUUCAACUAUAGGUAUUACAAUAAUAAGUUGCAAAAGACUGAAGUAACUGAAGAUUUUUCUUGCCCAUUCUGCUUGGUAAAAUGUGUGAGCUUUAAGGGUCUCAGAUAUCAUUUGCCUUCAUCACACGAUCUCUUCAACUUUGAAUUUUGGGUUACCGAAGAAUUUCAAGCUGUAAAUAUAUCAGUGAAGACUGAUAUCUGGAGAUCUGAGAUUGUUGCUGAUGGCGUUGAUCCAAAGCAGCAAACGUUCUUCUUUUGCUCAAAGAAACCAAGGCACAAAAGACGCAAGAAACUUGUUCAUAAUGCAAAGCAUGUACAUCCAUUCAUUCAUGAGUCGAUCUCCCGCAUUGGUGCCUCUGGUAUUCUGGAUAAGGCUGAUGGUGGGAAGGAUUUGCCUAGUGGCAGCAUUAGUGCUGCAGCAUGUGCCGAACAUGUUCCUUCCAGCUUUGAUGUUGUUGGGGUUUCAGGUGCAUAUCCGGAUCCUGACUCUGUUCAAUCAGGAUCUGGAAAUAAUUUUGCACCUCCUGCCAUGCUGCAAUUUGCCAAGACAAGAAAAUUAUCUAUAGAACGGUCUGAUCUGAGGAACCGUACACUCCUUCACAAACGACAGUUUUUUCACUCACAUAGAGCUCAGCCAAUGGAAAUUGAGCAAGUAUUGUCAGAUCGGGAUAGCGAGGAUGAAGUUGAUGAUGACGUUGCAGAUUUUGAAGAUAGAAGGAUGCUUGAUGAUUUUGUGGAUGUUACUAAAGAUGAGAAACAAAUGAUGCACUUGUGGAACUCCUUUGUCAGGAAGCAGCGGGUGCUGGCAGAUGGGCAUAUCCCUUGGGCAUGCGACGCAUUCUCAAGAUUACAUGGGCAUGAUCUUGUCCGAGCUCCAGCCCUGCUUUGGUGUUGGAGAUUAUUUAUGAUCAAGUUAUGGAAUCAUGGUCUUCUGGAUGCACGUACCAUGAACAGUUGUAAUAUUACUCUUGAGCAACACCAAAAGCAGGAUCUAGAUCCUCUCAAAAGCUAGAGAUAUUACCUCUUUUUUCUUUUUUCUUUUUUUUUUUGGUUGGCAGUCAAAGAAUGAAUGAAAAGUAAAGAGGAAGGCUGUUCUCUUCAUUUGGAUGGUCAAAUCCUAGAGGCCUUUCCUACUUCUCUUCAUGGGGGUUUGAUAGCCUACUUUGCCUUUUAUCUUGUUCCAUUGUUGUACCUUUUUUGGUGACUAAAUAAAUUCAAAGCCUUUUUUUUUUUUUUUUAUAAACAUUCGCACCAAAAAAAUCAAGACAAUGAAUUACUUCUAUUAUUGCAUUUCUUGUGCUUGA